GCCCAUAGUUUACUCAUAGUGUGUUGUGAGCAUGGUUGUGAGAAGGAACGAAGAUGAGUUUCAAGUUGGUCUAGUCUCUGGGGAAUGAAAGGAGUUACUUUUCCUACAGAGCUUCAGUAUCGUGUCGUUGUGCAUGCUAAUGCCAAGGGGAGGCAUUUUUCUGCAGCAGUGCAUUCUCUAGGACAACACUCAAAGUGUGACACUUGUUCCUCACACAAUGGAGGAAGGUGAAGAUUUCUCCCUUUGUGGUAAAGCGGCCGUAACUGAAGCUAAUCUGAGAGAUGAGUACUAUUGGAAGCUUGUUGCAGACUUCAUUGGUCCUCAGUCGGGAGAAGGAUUAGAGCUAGAAAAGGCACCAAGCAAGAACAGACUUUUGAUUCAAGUAGGACUUUUGAGAGAGGACAAUAAUUUUCCGUGGAUUGCCAUUGUAGAUUGGCUCAAGAAAAUUUUUCCCAGUCAUCAGUCAGCUGACUUUCGUCGUUUGGUUGAAAGAGGCAUCGCAACAACACUGAGUCUGGGAAGCGACGCAAGGCUGACCUUCCUGGAAUCAGACGUCAACUUUAACUUUGUUGGCCCAAUAUGUGAUAGCAUUGGAGUUGAACGACACCAUCUUUUGGAAAUGAGGGAUUUUUCAGAGCGAGCACAGUCAAUUGAAGUCACGAAUGGAUUGAUUUUCGAGUUGAGUAACUUUGUCACCAGGGAGAAAAUUGCACCAGUCGUUUUAGUUACUUGGCUUAGAAACUUCAACCCUGAGUUUUGUAAGAAUGGGGAUAUUCAAAAGGCAUAUAAAGUCCUUAGAGCCAAGAUAAAAAAGUUAAAAUUGCAUUACCGCAAUUAUGAAACAAGAAGUCACAGGAGGAAUGCAGUGAUGGAAAAUCUGCUUCAAAGUCCAUUUGAACUGGUGCGGAAAAGAACACCUAAAUUUAUUGUGAAGAAACGCAUGAAAAGAGACGACACUGUAAAUUAUGAAAAAGUUACAAUCAAGGAGGAAUACGAGAGCUAUGAAAUCAUGCAAGGCGAGGAGUCUGAGAUGAACAGAGGGGUUGUAAAGAAAGUAAUACUAAAAGAACAUGUCUCUGUAUGUGGUGAAAGUGAUGAGGAUUUGGAUGUAUCCAACAGCGGAGAAGAUACCUCAGAUAAAAAAGGAGAGGCCUUGACCCUGCUUGACAUUGCAAUGCUGUCUGUCCAAAAGCUGUCAAGUGUAUACGGUGGGAAAACCACAGCAUGCAAGCAAGUUUCCUUAGAUCUCCUAAGAAAUCAGUAUACUCUAACAUGCAAGGAGCAUCCAGCCAUGGCAGAGUUUGAGAAAAAACUUGACUCACUCUGUGAAGACAUUUCACUUGCAUCUCCUGUGGUGUUUUUAAACUACAACGCCAAUUUCCUUGUUGACCUGCACGAUGCUAUUGAGCAGCAGAUUAUGAGCUUUGAAAAGGAGAUCAUUGUAUCAACGGGAGAGAAACUUGGCCGCGACAAGCUUCCAAAAUUCAAGAACUUUGUGAAUUUGUCAGAAAGCGCCACUUCACGCUACAUUCACAUGGCUUGUGAUAUUUUAAGCCCUCGCACCCCUGAUACGCAAAACUACAGAAAACACUGGGUAGCUUUCUGUGAGGAAAAGAAAAAUCCCUCCAGACUUGCAGUAAAUGAGUCAAACCGAUUCAACAACUACUUUGAAGCUGCAGCGGGUCUUAUUCACCAUCACAAAGAGAUCGCUCUCUUCUUCUCUGAUUUGCUGUCACUUGACAACGACAAAUGCCCAAACAUUAUUCUAGAGAGUGUUGCCUCUGAUGCUAAUGAUUCUGUGAUUCAGAGCCUUGUGUGCGUUCUGGCCAUCGUUUACUGCAAAAUCCUCGGCCCUUACUGGCAGCUUCUAAAAAGUGGAGGAGAGUACUCGCUCUUCGGCCAGUACAUACUCUGUCUUUACCAAAAGUUCCUUGAUUGGUCCAAAGAUCCUUCAACACUGCUGGAACCUGAAGGGGCCACAAAUGUUUUUCUGCAGUUCCCACUGCAGGAGAAAACCUUUGAUGGAGUGUUUCAUUACUGUGGUCACUGGCACACAAAUAGGGACCUAAUCAGAGCUUGCUUGAAGAGAAUGGUAAAGGUGAUUGCUGCUGUCACUGAGGAACACCUGAAGGAUUUCCUGCCAGGAGGAACAUUUUCUCAGGUCCCUUCACCAGAUUUGAGCUUACAACUGGUAAGUUGCACAUUCUCCGUCUUGAUGGCGGAAUAUCCCUUCGGCCAUGCAUACCCUUACAAGAAGACAAGACCUGACAGGUCCUCCAAACGCUCCUCACACAAGAACCUGUCAUCGGAUAGCUCUGAGGAAGAUGAUGACCGAUCUGGUUCAUCUGACAGCAGCUCCGAUGAAUCUUCUGGUUGGCAAGCUAAAACGAAUACCCACGUUGGCCAAAAAGAUGACUACAGCCCGCAGUCGAAGAAAGGUUACAGAAGUAAAGGCGAAAAGGCAGGAAGGGUGCAUCAAGAAGAGCGUGAGGAGAACAUGGAUAGGGAUUACAUAAUAGCUACAGUGAGAAAAAACGGAGGGCCAUGCAAGUCACAGCAGGAUGUUGACAAAAUGCUGCUGCGUUUUGAUGGAAAACCCCGAGCUGAGAAACGCGAAGCAGUCCGUUGUGAGAUACUUUACCAGAAAAUGAUUCUGAACAACACAGACCCAAACUUGGAUUGUGUUUUCCACAACAGCACACACAUGGUGUUGAAGCUGAAGCUCGCACUUCCUCGUGUUAAACCUGGGUACUCUCUUGUUUGGGCGCCUAGAAAGACGAAAGCAAAGCCUGUGGUCCAAGACGCAGCAGAUGCUGCAAAUGAUCAGAGUGAAAGCAGCCGCACAUGAGAGCUUUCAUUGCAUCUAUAAAGUGCGAUAUUGAGGGAUAGAGGAUGAUAAAUGACUUUGAAAUUGUGUUAACAUGUGACUUUGUCAUAUGAUUCUAACAAACUAAGCAGAAAUACACACAAUGACCUCAAUCUUUCCACACUAAUAUUUUAUAUAUAUAUGCCAGAUACAGCCGUCAUAUUUGUGUUACAUACUGUGUUUUCAAUGCCAAUCGUUGAAAUGAUAAGGUUUGAUUUUGUGGCUCUUGAUAUGAAAUAAUUAGCUGAUUUGCAUGGUGCUGUAUUGUAACAGUGCUUUUAUAGAAAGUGAACUUUUUUGUUUCUGAGAAGGAAACUUGUUGUUUUUAUAUGAGAUUGUACCCAUUGUGAUCAUGCAGAGGUCAGUCAAUAAUCACUGCUGACUUAAAAGAUGUUAUAUGAACCACUGUCAAAAUAAACAUCUUUGUUCAUA
This is a messenger RNA of Siniperca chuatsi (mandarin fish), 3298 nucleotides long. RefSeq lists its product as uncharacterized. The transcript is spliced from 4 exons. Lineage: Eukaryota; Metazoa; Chordata; Actinopteri; Centrarchiformes; Sinipercidae. Gene Ontology annotation, molecular function: 3'-5'-RNA exonuclease activity. The record is from RefSeq and is a predicted model, not a curated record. Bases 218 to 2848 code for a protein of 876 amino acids.